AUCCACCAUCAAAAGUCAUUGCUUCUCCAAACACCACCCAAUUGAAAAAACCAAAAAAUAAUGUAAAGAGGAAACAAAUGAUUACGUAACACAUUGCAACCCAAACAAGAAAAGUUAUUUUGUCUUUGAUCUUUUCUCCAAAACUGGAACCUCCCUCUUAAGAUCUCUCAUUUGUUUUCUUCUGAGAGAAUCGAUCUUUUGAGAGGGUGCCAGUUUUUUCUUUUCUUCCAAACUUAUUUUCUUGAUUUUUUCUCUGUUUUUCAUAUUUUCAAUAUCUUUUGGGAUUGAAAAACUUGCACAAAAAUGUGGGGAGCCCCGGCAGAACCAGCAGAUUCUUAUUACCAGAUUCGCCCUGAGAGCACUGAUGUCCCCAAUACCAGAUUCAAGAUCAAACCUGGUAAAACUCUAAGUGUAAGAAAAUGGCAAGCUGCAUUUACACAGGAAGGGUUCCUAGAUAUGGGAAAGACUCUAAAUCGAAUCCAACAAGGGGGGAUCCAUCCAACGAUUAGAGGAGAAGUCUGGGAGUUCUUACUUGGUUGUUAUGAUCCAAAGAGCACAUUUGAAGAAAGAGAGCAAAUCCGACAACGUAGAAGAACCCAGUAUGCCUCUUGGAAACAGGAAUGCAAACAAAUGUUUCCAGUCAUCGGAAGUGGUGGUUUCAUUACCGCACCUGUCAUCACCGAGAAGGGUCAACCCAUUCUCGAUCCUCUUGUACUCCAAGAAACAAACUUAGGUGAAGAUUCUGAUUUCUUCAAAGAGCUUGAAAGCAGAGGACCUUUAGACAAGAAAGUUAUCCAAUGGAUGCUUACACUUCACCAGAUAGGUCUUGAUGUAAACCGCACGGAUAGGACGUUGGUAUUCUACGAGAAGAAGGAGAAUUUGUCUAAGCUUUGGGACAUUCUAGCUCUUUACGCCUGGAUAGACGAUGACGUUGGGUAUUGCCAAGGAAUGAGUGAUCUUUGUUCUCCUAUGAUUAUGCUUCUUGAAGAUGAAGCUGAUGCUUUUUGGUGUUUUGAAAGAUUGAUGCGAAGAUUGAGAGGAAACUUCAGGAGCACGGGAAGAUCAGUUGGAGUUGAAGCACAGCUUACUCAUUUGGCUUCAAUCACUCAGAUCAUUGACCCCAAACUUCACCACCACUUAGAGAACUUGGGAGGAGGUGACUAUCUCUUUGCUAUCCGUAUGAUAAUGGUACAGUUCAGAAGAGAAUUCUCUUUCUGCGACUCCUUGUAUCUCUGGGAGAUGAUGUGGGCAUUAGAGUAUGAUCCGGAGAUGUAUUCUCUCUACGAGGAGCCUGAGUUCGAGGGAGAGAAAACUGAAGGCUCCUCCAAAGGCAAACCGAAGUCGAUAAAACAAUGUGGGAAGUACGAGAGGGAGAACAUUAAGAACGGUGGGAAUAGCGCAGAAGGUCCUUUGCCUAUUUCGGUUUUCUUAGUGGCUAGUGUUUUGAAAGACAAGAGUUCUAAGCUUAUGACCGAAGCUCGAGGACUUGAUGAUGUUGUUAAGAUCUUAAAUGACAUAACGGGAAACUUGGAUGCUAAGAAAGCUUGUACUGGUGCAAUGAAACUUCACAAGAAAUAUCUAAAAAAGCAGGCCAAGAAAUAGCAUUGGAGAAGAUUCAUGAGUGGAGCCUUUUUUGUAUAUUGUUUUUUUACGUAUCUGAUAACUCACAAAACCCGGCGACAAAAAGUUAUUUACUGGUCAGAGAUAUAUGAUCCCUUGGGUGGCAAGCAUUCCCUAACUUACACAGCACACAACAACUUUUCGUUCUAAAGUCUUCAUACAAUGAUACAAACCCAUGUUGUAAUAUUUGAUGUGACAAAUCCUGUGUUCUUUUUUGAUUUUGUAUUAACAACACAAAGGGAAAAGGUAAAAGCACAGCAAAUUUAUCUUC
This is a messenger RNA of Brassica oleracea var. oleracea, 1891 nucleotides long. Its product is annotated as TBC1 domain family member 15-like. Lineage: Eukaryota; Viridiplantae; Streptophyta; Magnoliopsida; Brassicales; Brassicaceae. Gene Ontology annotation, biological process: activation of GTPase activity. Gene Ontology annotation, molecular function: GTPase activator activity. The record is from RefSeq and is a predicted model, not a curated record. The transcript has 11 exons. Bases 304 to 1602 code for a protein of 432 amino acids.